AUGUCUAGCCGAAGCAAUCUCAGACCGGACUUGAGAACCGGUGCGACGAGAACGCGGUCGGUUGCAAAAAUCGGUGGUAGUGGUGGUCAAAGUGAGAAUCCAGUGGAAGAUGGUGCUUACGGUGGUAUUGUGCCAGUGGUGGUUACAAGGGUCCCGUCGCCAGAGCAGCAGGCGAACGCAACCCUGCUGGGUAGAGCAUGCAAGGUUUGCGGUGGUCCAGACACCGAUGAUAUGGUCCAGUGCGACGUCUGCAACAAGUGGCAUCAUUUCGCCUGCGUGGGAGUUACCAAGGAGGAUGAAGUCAAGACUUGGAGCUGUGCUGUCUGCGAUACAGUAACCAGGGCUCUGCAAAUCUUGUCAACUUCCGACAAAACUCCAAAGCAAGUGGAAGCAGCAAACAGAAGCAAGUCGUUGAAUCCUAUCAUCCCAUCGGACAAACAACAUACACUGCAACCUCCGGACGGGCCGUCAAGCAAAGGUAUAGUAAAACAGCCGUCGCUUCUUAAAUCCAUUCCGGAGCGUUCGGCCAAAGGCACGUACUCAGUGGUCUCACGAGGUUCUUCCAGAAGUUCGGUACUGAAACUGGAACUUCAGAAGCUGGAGGAAGAGCGCGCGCUGGAGCAAAUGGAAGCGGAAAAGCAGCGCAGUUACCUGAACAAAAAGUAUGACAUCUUGAGACAGCUGACUAACCAAUCAGACAUGACAUCAGUCACGGAAGGGAUGGGACGCGUGAAUGCCUGGGUCGAGGACGUGAACGAGUGUGGCCGUAGUGAAUCGCUUGUUGAACGAUCUCUGAACAACUUCUCUCCUCGUGGGUGUUCCACACCAAACCGUUCAAACGUGGACAGGAGCUCUCAAGCUACAAGUAGACAAUCUCCCGUGUUGGCCGCUCCUGCCAAUUACAAUAUCAGAAACAGUAGACGCUCUAUUCUCAUGCCCAACCCUGCUGAUGGUCCCCUGCUACGAUCCUCCAGAUUCCAUAUGAUCCCGCCAGAUUACGACAGAGCUUCUUCUGUAAGCCAGAAUCCGUCAUCAUUACAUCAAAAUAUUCGGCAUGGGCCUACUCGUGCGCAGUUAGCUGCACGUCAGGCAAUAUCUAAAGAUCUGCCCAUGUUCUGCGGUAAUCCAGAAGAUUGGCCAAUUUUUCUGUCAUCGUUUAACAGUACUACAUCGAUGUGUGGAUUUACGAAUGAUGAAAACAUCAUUAGAUUGCAGAGGAGUCUGAAAGGUCGAGCGUAUGAUGCAGUCAAAAGCCAGCUCAUGCACCCAGCCAACGUACCCGGAGUAAUGGGCACACUAAAGAUGAUGUUCGGACAGCCUGAAGCCAUUGUGAACUCGCUCGUGACCAAGAUCAAUGCGUUACCAGCCUUGAGGGAGGACAAGCUGGAGACACUGGUGGAUUUCGCAGUGAACGUGAAAAAUUUCUGUGCAACAGUGGACGCCUGUGGUAUGGAGGAUCAUCUAUACAAUGUGUCGCUCUUACAGCAACUGGUGGCCAAGCUUCCGCCAACCUUAAAGCUGGAUUGGGCAUGCUACCGUAUGUCGAUGCCUCGAGUCAACCUGGCGACUUUCGGAAAUUUCCUCUAUUCUCUAGCAGAGGCCGCCAGCACAGUUGUGUUCCCUGCAAUUGUCCCAGAUCAGAAACAUACUCGGAGCGAUAAUCGCUCGCCGAAAAAGGGAAAUGCCUUCUUAAACGCUCACUUGGAAUCUCCACCGGAAAUCGAUGCCUCAGUACCCGCUACUUCAAACAACGUCACAACCCCAGUGGCUGGAAAUCGUAUCAACGAUGGGUGCCUCAUUUGCAAAGGCAGUUGCAGAACAGCCGAUAAGUGCACACAGUUUCUCGAGCUCUCACGUGAUGCACGCUGGGCUGCCGUGCGUGAAUUUGGAUUGUGUCGUAGAUGUCUACGCCGCCAUAAUGGAAACUGCAACACGAAAGAAUGUGGUCAAAACGGAUGUACGUUCAAACAUCACGCAUUACUACACAACGAUCUGCAGCGAGCACAACAAACCACCACAGUGGCAGUUACGCCGAACCCGACUUUUGAGUCAUCACAGACGGAGACUAACCAUGGCCACGGAUACAAUACUCAUCGUACCAAAACUUCGGCUGUUCUUUUUCGAUAUCUGCCUGUAGUACUAAGAAGCCGUGACAGAGUAAUUCAAACAUACGCGUUUUUCGAUGAAGGUUCCGAGCUCAGUUUGCUCGAUGAUGGAUUGGCCAAGCUUUUGGAACUCGAUGGCGAAAUCAGUCCUCUAUGCUUGAGAUGGACUGGUGGAAAAGAGCGCAACGAAGAUAACUCCCGUGUAGUGAGCCUGGAAAUAGGAGGAAUCCGGAAUCAGACCAAGAUGUUCAACCUGAACAACGUAAGGACGGUUCAAGAGCUGUUGUUGCCCCACCAGACAAUCGAUAUGAAUGAAUUAUCACAGCUAUAUCCACAUCUACGUGGUCUUCCAAUAGAUUCGUAUCAAUCUGCUCAACCACGAAUUCUUAUUGGCCAGAAGCACGCGUUCGUCGGCUUAGUACUUCAAAGCAGAGAAGGAGAGUUAAAUCAUCCGAUAGCAUCGAAAACGCGUCUAGGGUGGACCGUGUACGGAGGAUCUACGGAGGAUGUCCCUAAUGUUGUCCAAUGUGCGUUUCAUGAACACCACCGGAGCGACGAAAUCCUACAUCAAGCAAUGAAGGAGUAUUUCUCUUUGGAUAGCCUCGGAGUAACGAAGCCGGCGAAAUUACUCCUUUCCGCUGAAGACCAACGGGCUGAAACUCUUCUGCGUUCUCUGACAAAACUUAAGGAUCAUCGUUAUGAAACAGGUCUACUCUGGCGUUACGACGAUGUCCGCCUCCCAGACAAUCGCGAUAUGGCACUCCGCCGCCAUCGUUCCCUCGAAAAACGCUUGGAGAAAGAUCCACAGUUAGCGAAUGCGCUAAACCAGAAAAUUGCCGACUAUUUGGAAAAGGGUUACAUACGUCAACUCACCAGAGAAGAGCUAAGCAAACCGGUACCGCGUGUAUGGUACCUCCCAGUUUUUCCGGUUACAAAUCCUAAUAAACCUGGCAAGAUAAGGAUUGUUUGGGACGCUGCAGCGUCAGCCUUUGGGAAGUCUCUCAACUCUGCACUUUUGAAGGGCCCGGAUCAACUGUGCUCGUUGUUAUCCAUUCUUCUCCAGUUCCGUGAACAUCGGGUUGGUCUAACAGGUGACAUCCGAGAGAUGUUCCACCAGGUGGCCAUUCGAGAUGAGGAUCAGCACUGCCAACGUUUUUUCUGGACGGACGAAACCGGCGAAGUACAGACUUUCGUGAUGUGCGUCAUGACUUUCGGCGCAUGUUGUUCGCCGAGCUGCGCUCAGUAUAUUAAAAACUGCAAUGCUGAGCGUCAUUCGCAGAAGCACCCAAAUGCGGCGGAAGCAAUAACAAAAAAGCACUAUGUAGACGACAUGCUCGUAAGCGUCGAUACUGAGCAGGAAGCCAUCCAACUUGCAAAUGAAGUGAAACUAGUGCACGCCAACGGUGGUUUUGAAAUACGCAACUGGAUAAGUAACUCCAGUCAUGUUCUAAAGGCGUUACAAGAAGGGAACCCUCCAGAGAAAAAUCUGGACUUAACAGCAGAGCUUGCCACCGAAAAGGUUCUGGGAAUGUGGUGGUGCACAGCGACAGACGCCUUCACAUUCAAAAUUUGUUGGAACCGGUACGAUGAGGAACUCUUAAAUGGUCAACGCUGUCCGACGAAAAGAGAGAUUCUUCGAGUUCUCAUGACUAUUUUUGACCCUUUGGGGUUAAUCGCCCAUUUCCUCAUGUUUUUGAAGAUUCUUCUACAAGAAGUCUGGCGUAGCGGAACACAGUGGGAUGACCCGAUCCCAGUGACAUGCUUUGAAAAGUGGAAACAAUGGCUACAGAUCCUUCCUCGAGUAGAGCAAACAAAUAUUCCCCGGUGCUUCCGAAUCCACGACUCGCUUCACAUCACCUGCGAUACGCAGCUACAUGUAUUUGUCGACGCGAGUGAAAAUGGAUUCGCGGCAGCUGCAUAUCUUCGGUUUAAUCAGGACGACGUCGUUGAAUGCACACUGGUUGCAGCAAAGACCCGAGUAGCUCCGGUGAAGUUCACAUCCAUACCAAAACUUGAGCUUCAAGCAGCGGUCAUUGGUACUAGACUGGCCAACACAAUUUCGGAGUCUUUAUCAAUUCCAGUCACUAAUCGUGUUUUCUGGUCUGAUUCCCGGGACGUGAACUGUUGGAUAAACUCAGAUCAUAGGAGAUAUAGUCAGUUUGUGGCGUUCAGGGUGAGCGAGAUCCUUGAAAGCACCGAGAUCAACGACUGGCGCUGGGUACCUACCAAGUACAAUGUGGCGGACGACGCCACCAAGUGGGUUGGUUGGCCAGAUCUGAACUCCGAAAGCAGAUGGUUCAAAGGGCCGGACUUCCUUUGGCGUGCGGAGUCCGAAUGGCCACGUGUCCCUGUCAAGACUUCCUCGACAACUACAGAGCUUCGGCCAAAUCUGCUAGCACACUUUAUAGUUCCAGCGCCAAUAGUACAUGUUGAAGAUUUCUCCAGUUGGAAGCGGCUCCUCCAUGUGACGGCCUUUGUGUUCCGGUUCACGUUAAACUGCCGACGCAAGCUACAGAAAUCAUCUACCGCUUCCAGUCUACUAUCCACCGAAGAACUUGUCCAAGCAGAAGCUUAUUUGCAACGACUUGCGCAAAUUGACUCUUUUCGUGAGGAGAUUUCCAUUCUACAUAAAGCGCAAGCUUUCUCGGAAGAGCCGUCAACGCCUCUACCAAAGAGGAGCCAAUUGCACCGCCUUUCUCCCUUCCUGGAUACCCGAGGAGUUCUUAGGAUGCGGGGUAGAACUCGACUAUGCCAGUAUGCCACAGAAGACUCAACGAACCCUAUUGUUCUACCGCAUGACCACCACAUAACCACCCUAAUCAUAGCACACUACCAUGAAAAAUUUCACCAUCUUAACCACGAAACCGUUAUCAACGAGUUACGCCAAAAGUACAGCAUAUCGCGGCUUCGUGUGUGCUACGGUAAAACCAGGAGACGGUGCCAACGAUGCAAAAACGAGAGUGCCACUCCACGCCCCCCUAUCAUGGCUGACCUUCCACCAGCUCGGCUUGCUGCGUUUUCUCGUCCCUUCACACAUGUCGGGAUCGACUACUUUGGCCCAAUUAAGGUAUCCGUUGGACGUCGAAUCGAAAAGCGCUGGGGGAUGCUUGCCACAUGUUUAACAGUCCGAGCUAUCCACAUCGAGACAGUUCACACCCUUAGUACUGCUUCAUGUAUCAUGGCCUUACGAAGUUUUAUCGCUCGCCGUGGGACUCCUAGAGUGAUUUAUAGCGACCGUGGCACAAACUUUGUCGGCACGAGUCGUGAACUGUGUGACGUGGAAUCAGCUAUUAAUGAGCCGGAGAUCAUGAAAGAGUUUGUCAGCACUGAGACGGAAUGGGUUUUUAACCCACCAGCAGCCCCACACAUGGGGGGCAGUUGGGAAAGGCUGAUUCGUACGGUGAAGAAUAAUUUGAUGUCGAUCAACUCGUCUCGAACCUUGCGUGAUGAGGAACUUCGGAACUUCUUAGUCGAAAUCGAGAACACAAUAAACUCUCGACCGCUUACGCAUGUGCCGAUUGACAACGACUCCGAUCCUGCUCUCACGCCGAAUCACUUUUUACUCGGCUCCUCCAACGGAACUAAGCCGCUCACUCUCCUCAACGACACUGGAGUCGUGUUGAAGCAAGCUUAUGCCACAUCACAGGUUCUAGCAAACCAGUACUGGAAACGCUGGCUUGCCGAAUAUCUUCCAGAGAUUACCAGAAGAACCAAGUGGUACACAUACACGAAGCCGAUAUCCAUCGGAGACGUUGUGAUUAUCGUCGAUCCCCAGCUACCAAGGAAUUGCUGGCCAAAGGGAAAGAUCAUUGGGGUCAAAACAGCACGCGACGGUCAGGUUCGAUCUGCAACGGUGCGGACAGCCCACGGUAUAUACGAGAGAGCUACAACCAAACUAGCAGUUCUUGAUGUCAGGCGCGAUGGUGAGUAA
Aedes albopictus (Asian tiger mosquito) is the source of this 6036-nucleotide messenger RNA. RefSeq lists its product as uncharacterized. The record is from RefSeq and is a predicted model, not a curated record. NCBI's taxonomy places the organism in Eukaryota, Metazoa, Arthropoda, Insecta, Diptera, Culicidae. Gene Ontology annotation, biological process: DNA integration. Gene Ontology annotation, molecular function: nucleic acid binding. The transcript has a single exon. Bases 1 to 6036 code for a protein of 2011 amino acids.